Penicillium subrubescens is the source of this 1269-nucleotide messenger RNA. RefSeq names its product epoxide hydrolase. Gene Ontology annotation, molecular function: epoxide hydrolase activity. Gene Ontology annotation, biological process: epoxide metabolic process. Bases 1 to 1269 code for a protein of 422 amino acids. The record is from RefSeq and is a predicted model, not a curated record. NCBI's taxonomy places the organism in Eukaryota, Fungi, Ascomycota, Eurotiomycetes, Eurotiales, Aspergillaceae. The transcript has 4 exons.
AUGAGUACCAUAUCUCCAUUCACCAUCGCUGUGCCCGACACUCAAAUCAACCAGCUCCAUAAGAAGCUCGAACAAGCUACUUUCCCUGAUGAAUUUGAUACGGCGGGUUGGGACAUGGGUGUUCCACUCGGUGAGAUGAAGCGACUUGUUAAUAUCUGGCGUGAGAAAUUCGACUGGCGAGCACAGGAGAAGAAGUUGAAUAACCUGCUCCAGCAGUAUACGGUGCCUAUCUCAGUGGACGGAUUUGGGGAGCUCGAUAUCCAUGUUAUUCAUCAUCGAAGUGGCAAUCCGAAUGCUAUUCCUCUUUUAUUCAUUCAUGGAUGGCCCGGCAGCUUCCUUGAAGCAACCAAGUUGAUCCCGCUGCUCAUGAAAGAAGACGAAGGACCUGCAUUCGACGUUGUGGUGCCCUCGUUGCCAAACUUUGGCUUCUCACAAGGUGUAUCAAAGAAAGGAUUCGGUCUGGCCCAAUAUGCAGAAACGCUUCACAAAGUGAUGGUAGCCCUGAAAUAUGAUGGAUAUGUUAUCCAAGGAGGCGACUGGGGCAGCAUGAUCGCCCGCGCUAUGGCACAACUAUACGCCAAACACAUUCAAGCCAUCCAUUUGAACUUCAUUCCAGUCAUUCCACCAUACCCAUGGCGAAGUCCCCUCCGUUUCAUCCAGUCUCUCGCCAGUGUUCCAUUCUCAGCCAAAGACCGAGCAUACAUUGCUCGCACCAUGGACUAUCUCACGCGAGGUAAUGCCUACAUGAAGCAGCAGGAGAGUCGACCCGAAAGCUUGGGUUAUGGUCUCCAUGAUAGUCCAGUUGCACUGCUAGCCUGGAUCUAUGAUAAACUCCAUAUUUGGUCGGACGAUUAUCAAUGGAGCGACGAAGAGAUACUGACCUGGGUAAGUAUCUACUACUUCUCACGGGCGGGACCGGCAGCUUCAAUUAGGAUUUACUACGAGGCUUCUGCGAAGAAACCCGAGACUACGAGUUCGACUGGGAAGCAGAAUGAGCAAGUGGACAACUGGAUCACCCUUGAACAGGUCUUGGGCGCUCAUGCACCGCCGAAUGUGCGAUUUGCCGUGGCGCAGUUCAAGGAGGAAAUUAUUAUGUGGCCCAUGGCCUGGUAUCAUGCCAUCGGAAAUGUAGUCAAGGAAAAGGAGUUUGACCGCGGUGGCCAUUUUGCGGCCUGGGAGGUACCUGAACUGCUUGCAGGGGAUCUAAAGGAGUUCUUUGGAAGGGACGGAGCAGCUUACGAAGCGGUUCAGGGCAAAGAUGGCUAUUGA